Molecule: messenger RNA, 1191 nt
Organism: Ornithodoros turicata
Lineage: Eukaryota; Metazoa; Arthropoda; Arachnida; Ixodida; Argasidae
Product: histone-lysine N-methyltransferase PRDM9-like
Exons: 10
Coding region: 1-1191 (396 amino acids)
Biological process (GO): regulation of DNA-templated transcription
Molecular function (GO): protein binding; histone methyltransferase activity
Source: RefSeq, a predicted model, not a curated record
AUGCCGUCCGACGAGGAUUUUAAAAACAUUCGGUGUUAUUUCUCGGCGAAGGAGUGGUCAGAACUAUCUGAUUUCUGCAAAGUUCGCUACAAAAACGUCAAGGAGAACUUUGAAGUGUUGACGCAGCUUGGAUUCAAGUAUCCAACACCAGAAUUCAUGACCCGGAAACCUGCCAAAGAUCCAUUACUGCAAAGUGCAUUUCAAGUGAACGCAGCUGCAGCUAAUGUUGAACGGAAAAAGGUAGAGCAGAAGACAGCUAAAGAUAAGGAAAGACACACUCCCCGACGCACUUGCACUCUCCAAAUAGACGAUGUGGCGUCGUCAGAGUCGAGUUCCAGCACUGGAAGGUACCCCAAGAGAAACCGGAAACAAGUCAGCUACAAAGAAGACGAGGACGAAGAAGAAGUACACGUGGAAGACGAUGACUAUCUGUAUUGUGAAGACUGCGGCGACAUCCACCUGGGUGACUGUCCAAUACAUGGGCCUCUCAAGCACAUCCAAGACAAGCCGGUACCCGUGGGUACUUCCUGCCGAGCGGACCUGACACUUCCGGAGGGCCUUGUCCUGGGCAGGUCUUCCAUCUCGGGGGCACAGCGUGGUGUCUACACCAUGGUGGGGGUUCCCAAGCGCACGUGCUUCGGACCCUAUGAGGGUGUUGUCAUCGAGGAUAUCAACAAGGGUACCGGUUACACGUGGGAAAUCCGCAGCCGUGGCCAGCGCUACCUGGUGGACGCUCGCCCUCUGUCUGUGUCCAACUGGAUGCGUUACAUCAACUGCGCCAAUUCGGAGGCAGAACAGAACCUGGUUGCCUUCCAGUACAAGGGUUCCAUCUACUACAGAACCUACAAGAACAUCCCACCGGGCACGGAGCUGCUAGUCUGGUAUGGAACGCAGUUUGCCAAGGAACUGGGAAUCGUCACUCCUAAGUCACAGGAUGUAGUCAAUGAAGAAGGCAAGGGUAACAAAGAGGAGUGCAAAGAGAGUAGUGUCUUUAAGUGUACCCUCUGCAGCAGUGUGUUCACUUCCGAAGAGUACCUCAAGAAGCACCACAAGGCCAAGCACUUUCGUGUCGCUCGUGUCACAAAGGAUUUUUUUAUCCCAACAAGCUUAGAGGACACAUGCAGAAGAAACAUCCUUCCUGCGAAGAAUGACCUCCUUUACACGCUGUUCAAUAUACAAAGGCCAUACUAA